CCAGAUCGCCUUCCGCCUUCGCGUCCCCUCUGCUACUGCUGUCGCUUUCGCUCUGCGAGAGCCAAAGGUCGCGACUUUCGUCCGAAAGAUCUCGCCUUUCCUCUUCAUUUUCUUGUGGGUUCUUUUCUUUUUCGGCUUUGGAUGAAACGAUGGGUGCCCCUGUAGCUGGAUUCUCCAUCAUCCCCAUCAUCAGAGUGAUCGGAGUCACCGUCACGGCUCUGGUGCUCAUCUGGGCGGUGCGCUACCGGGGUGGCCUGGCGCUCGUCUCCGACAGGAAGGAUCUUAUCUUCAAUGUCCACCCUGUUCUAAUGGUGUUCGGACUCAUACUUCUCAAUGGUGAAGGUGGGUGCACUUCCUUUCUCUGUGAACUAGCAUUACACGUAGGUUUAGUUGUGGCAAUUUUCUGGCAUCAUGACAAAAAUUUCCAUUUUCUCCAAGUUAUUUGAUAAUAUAAGCGUCAUA
Syzygium oleosum is the source of this 462-nucleotide messenger RNA. RefSeq names its product transmembrane ascorbate ferrireductase 2-like. Bases 150 to 446 code for a protein of 98 amino acids. Lineage: Eukaryota; Viridiplantae; Streptophyta; Magnoliopsida; Myrtales; Myrtaceae. The record is from RefSeq and is a predicted model, not a curated record. The transcript has 2 exons. Gene Ontology annotation, molecular function: oxidoreductase activity.